UUCGAUUCUUAUUUAUAUGGUUUCGAUUCUUAUUUAUGUGGUUUCGAUUAGAUUCUUAUUUAUGUGGUUUCGAUUCGAUUCUUAUUUAUAUGGUUUCGAUUGGAUUCAAUUCUUAUUUAUAUGGUUUCGAUUGGAUUCAAUUCUUAUUUAUAUGGUUUCGAUUGGAUUCAAUUCUUAUUUAUAUGGUUUCGAUUAGAUUCUCAUUUAUAUGGUUUUGAUUCGAAUUUGAUUCAAUAUCAAUUAGUUAUCAAUAUUUCAUUUAAAAUGUUAGUUUUGCAGACACGGAAUCCAUGUUUUAAUAUAAGUGCUGGUAACUGAAACCGUCCUACUUAGCUAUGUUACUGUAAUACACAUUUACAUUAACAAUAGGGCCCACACAAUUAUGUUUCAUUACUUUUUACUUUUACUUUGAGCAACAAACAUUGUAACAAGAGAUCAUAAAUAUGUGCAUAUAAUGCGCACACAAGCUAAGCACAAACCACAUACUGCACAUUACUGUAAAAAAAUAAAAAACAUUGUAAAUGUGCAACAGUGAAAUUCAUUAAUAACUUCAAACAACAUGUUUAAGAAAUAAAACUGUUUUCCAAAUUCAAAACAUGAAAGAUGGUGACAUGUUCAGGAGGAGAGGCGAACUACAGAUAAUAUUCACAUCCUCUCAAGUAAAGCACUCGCAUUAAGUAUUGAUUCAGGGAUUACCCAAAUAGAUAUAAUUUUGUUAAAUUGAAGAUCGAUUAAAAUUGGAGAAUUGAUAUCUUUUACCCAGCCCUAAUACCUAUUAAAAUAUUUCUUUAAUAUUUAAUUUAAUUGUAUACUUUGUAACUUCUGGGAAAAUGAUAAAAAAUUGUGAUGACCUGUUCUGUACUAGUCUUGUUUCCAUCCAAUGAAAUGCUCUCUACAAUAUAUAUGCCCCACCCCAAGGGGCGGGGCUUGCUCUACAGUAGCAGUUUAUUAGCAGUUAACAAGAGAGGAUGAUGAAAAUGAAACCACGGUUAAACGUUUUUCUUCAAUUUCAGUGGGAACUAAUUGCAAGUAGGAAGGUUAGAUCACAUGUGGCCUAGGAUUGGUCCGUGGAAGCAUUCAAGCCAGUUAUGUGGAUUUGUCGCAGUACUGCAUCAUACCUAAUUUGCAUAGAAAAUGAAACAAAAAGGCGACAGCUGGCAGAAGCUGCAGAGAAGCGACAGAAAGAGAGCACACACAGGGGCAUCAAGAACCCAGAAGCCGUGGAAAGGAAAAAGAAGAAACAAGAGGAGAUUGAAAAGCAGGCAAUGAGUACAUCACCAUCCGGAGGCAGUGGACUUAGGUGGCAGGUUGGUUAGCACAAGGUGAAGAGAGGACAACAGCGGUCAACUUUGCGGCCAGCCCACACGAGCUGUGUUAACCAUCCAAAUGAGAAGGGUGUUUUUGUUUUCUUCUUCUUCUUCUUCUUCUUCUUCUUGAAAUCAAAGCUUUUUGGGUCGGUGUUUGCAGCUUAUAGACAUUUUGCCAAGCUUCCUGCAAAGGACAUCUGAUAGGACGGAGCUCUUUGGAGGUCACGUCUACUUUAUCAUGCCGAGAUGCGAUGUGCCAGUCAGCGGAACACUGACAUAACCAAAGCAGCAGUGUGUCUUUUAAUACACUUGUUUAUUUGUCACUACUGAGAGACACGGCAAGUUCACAGAUCAUCCAACAGGGUGCUAAUCAAGAAGGGUCCGUUAUUUUUAAAUAGUACAAAUGAUUGAGAUGAAUGUAACACUAAUACACAUUUCUAUCACAUUUUGUUAUGGAUUGAUGUAAAGCAUUUGUCACAUUCUCUUAGACACACACACAUACACAUAUAUAUUUUAGGGUUAAGUUAUACUCUGCUGUGUUUUGGUUAGAGGACUAGAGUGCAAUAUAAAUUAUUUGUUCUGUCAGGAUUGUACAGAAUGUUGAAGCUAAGCAUGAAUACUGAUCGUGUGAAUUGGUCUAUUUGAUAUUUACCGUUACAAACCCAUCUACAGACCAAAAUUAAUAAUGAAUGUUUAUUAUACUGGUGGUAAAUGAAGGUCACUGAUUGGU
Ictalurus furcatus (blue catfish) is the source of this 2037-nucleotide messenger RNA. It is a transcript of the gene svip, whose product is annotated as small VCP interacting protein. Lineage: Eukaryota; Metazoa; Chordata; Actinopteri; Siluriformes; Ictaluridae. Gene Ontology annotation, biological process: negative regulation of retrograde protein transport, ER to cytosol; positive regulation of autophagy; negative regulation of VCP-NPL4-UFD1 AAA ATPase complex assembly. Gene Ontology annotation, cellular component: endoplasmic reticulum membrane. The record is from RefSeq and is a predicted model, not a curated record. Bases 1089 to 1316 code for a protein of 75 amino acids. The transcript has 4 exons.